AUGGAGGAAGCUUCCUCGAUUUUGUUGCCUCCUCAAAGAUACGCAGAGGCUGCUCUGUUUGCUAUCGCACUUCAUCAGUCUCAGAUUCAUCAAGGUCUAACUUCGGCUAUUCCUCCCGAUGCCGAGAACGCUUCUGGUUCGGAUAAUCCCGAACUUUGGAUUCACGAGAAUUCUGGUUUGCUUUUUCCUGUUUUUAGGUUCAUUGAAGUGGAUGAACAAUCCUGGCGUGGCCUAAAGGAAACUGCAAGUUCGUCUUGUCAAUUCAGGGGUCACAUUGGAUCUUUCUUGAAAUUACUGUUAGAGGACGGCGAGGCAACUUCUUCAGAAAGAUUAAAUAAAGAAGUUUCAUUGACCAAAGCUGUUGAUGCCUCGACUUUGAGCAUGAAUGAUAGGGCUGAAUCUCGUGAUGAAACUAAGGAGAGCUCAGCUUUUCUCCCUUUAAAGAAACAAGCUAUCACUGCACUAAAAAUUUCAAGUUUUGAACAACCUUUGGAGGAGGCAACCCUGGUCAGUUACCAGAGGAAAGUGACAGUUCUUUACACACUUCUUGCGGCUUGUGUAGCAGAUAUUGCUGAGGCUGACAAGAAGUGCUCUCAGUCAAGGCAAGGCUAUGAUGCUCGACACCGUGUGACUCUGCGGUUACUAGCUGUAUGGCUUGAUGUCAAGUGGAAUGAAAUGGAAGCGAUGGAGGCUAUGGUUGCUUUUUCUUUAAUGGAGUCAGCGAGUAAAGACGGCACCAAGGAAGAAGAAUCCGUAGUUUCAGAAACCAACUGGGAUAAAUGGAAGCGCGGAGGUAUCAUAGGAGCAGCCGCUGUAACUGGAGGAACUUUAAUGGCUAUUACUGGUGGUUUGGCUGCGCCGGCAAUUGCUCAUGGAUUGAGUGCUUUGGCUCCAACACUAGGCAGUAUUAUUCCUGCAAUUGGAGCUGGUGGAUUUGCCGCGGCAGCAACUGCUACAGGAUCUGUUGCUGGAUCUGUAGCUGUUGCUGCAUCAUUUGGAGCUGCUGGAGCUGGCCUUACUGGAUGUAAGAUGGCUACGAGAAUUGGAAGUCUUGAGGAAUUUGAGUUGAAAGAAGUUGGGGGCAUUCAUCAAGGCCACCUAGCAGUUAGAAUCUCCAUUUCUGGGCUUGCAUUUGAGGAGAAAGAUUUUGUAAGACCUUGGGAAGGUCUCAAUGAUAACAUGGAGAGGUAUGUGCUUCAAUAUGAGUCAAAAAAUUUGAUCGCACUGAGCACUGCCAUCCAGGACUGGCUUACUUCAAAAAUUGUUGUUGAGUUAAUGAAAGAAGGUGCCAUGCGGACAGUAUUAAGCACACUUGUGGCAGCACUAGCAUGGCCAGCAACUUUGGUGUCAACAUUUGAUAUUAUAGACAACAAAUGGGCAAUUGCAGUAGACAGAUCAGACAAGGCUGGUAAAGUGCUUGCUGAAGUGUUGCUGAAAGGCUUGCACGGAAACAGGCCUGUGACACUAGUAGGUUUUUCAUUGGGAGCCCGUGUUAUUUUCAAGUGUCUCCAAUGUUUGGCUGAAUCCGGAGGAGACAAUGCUGGACUAGUGGAAAGGGUUGUUUUCCUCGGAGCACCCAUCCCAAUUGGAGACGAAAAUUGGGAGGCAGCUAGAAAGAUGGUGGCUGGAAGGUUUGUGAACGCUUACUCAACAACUGACUGGACAUUAGGUGUAACUUUCCGUGCCAGUUUACUUUCUCAUGGAUUAGCCGGAAUCCAACCUGUUGAUCUUCCAGGGAUUGAGAAUGUUGACGUGACACAAGUCAUAGAAGGCCACUCUUCCUACCUGUGGCUAACACCCAAAUUACUGGAGCAGCUUCAAUUGGACAACUGUUGUGCUGUUUUCAGAAGAGAACCUGAAAACCCACAAGAAGAGAAGAGCACCGUGAGCUAA
Abrus precatorius (Indian licorice) is the source of this 1893-nucleotide messenger RNA. Its product is annotated as transmembrane and coiled-coil domain-containing protein 4-like. The record is from RefSeq and is a predicted model, not a curated record. Bases 1 to 1893 code for a protein of 630 amino acids. The transcript has 15 exons. Lineage: Eukaryota; Viridiplantae; Streptophyta; Magnoliopsida; Fabales; Fabaceae.